Messenger RNA from Microtus ochrogaster (prairie vole), 2484 nucleotides. RefSeq names its product interferon-gamma-inducible GTPase 10-like. Lineage: Eukaryota; Metazoa; Chordata; Mammalia; Rodentia; Cricetidae. Gene Ontology annotation, cellular component: endoplasmic reticulum membrane. Gene Ontology annotation, biological process: innate immune response; cellular response to interferon-beta; autophagosome assembly. The record is from RefSeq and is a predicted model, not a curated record. Gene Ontology annotation, molecular function: GTPase activity; GTP binding.
CUGCUCUCCUUGAUACUUUCCUCAAGGAGGGCAGCUCUGUGCAGCUUUUGGCGACUGUGCUGUGGGCUGCAGUGAGCAGCAGACUCAGUGCUUUCUAUUUUCGUGGAAACUUUGGCCCUGGUUAUUUUACAGCAGAAACUCUUUGGAGCUGUGGUCAUGGACGAGUUCAUCUCAGCCUUCCUGAAGAAUGCUUCUGGAAAGAAUUUCCAAAAACUGGCCGUGGAAUUCCUGCCUCAUUACUCUGCAUUAACCAGUAAGGCAGGAGGUAUGCUCUCUCCAGAAACUGUUGGCUGUAUUCAAAAGGCCCUCCAGGAGGGAAAACUGAGUGAUUUGGUAGGCCAGAUUCAGGAAGUACUGGCUGCCGCAGAAAACGCUUCCUUGGCGAUCGCUGUCAUUGGGGAGUCUGGGGCUGGCAAGUCCAGCUUCAUAAAUGCCCUUCGAGGGCUGAGCCACGAAGCAGAGGAGUCAGCUGCUGUUGGGACUGUAGAGACCACUAUGUACAGAACCCCCUAUCAACAUCCGAAAUAUCCCCAAGUGACCUUCUGGGACCUGCCUGGGACCGGGACUCCCAAGUUCCUUCCAGAAACUUAUCUAGAAAAAGUGGAAUUUGCUAGCUAUGACUUCUUCAUCAUCAUUUCUUCCUCUCGGUUCAGCGUCAAUGAUGCUCUCCUGGCCCAGAAAAUCAAGGAUGUGGGGAAGAAAUUCUACUUUGUUAGAACCAAAGUGGACAGUGACUUAUAUAACGAAGAGAAAACCAAACCUACAACCUUCAAAAAGGAGAAGGUCCUCCAGAAGAUCCGAGACUACUGUCUGGCUAAUCUCAGUGACAUUGGAGUGUCUGAACCACGCAUCUUCUUGAUCUCCAACUUUGAUCUGGCUGACUUUGAUUUCCCAAAGCUGGAGGAAACUUUACUGAUGGAACUCCCCGGGCACAAGCGCCAUACGUUCGCUCUGCUGUUGCCCAAUAUCUCUGAUGCUUCCAUUGAGAUAAAGAGGAAUUUUCUCAAGGAGAAGAUCUGGCUGGAGGCCUUGAAGUCAUCAGCUCUGUCUUUCAUCCCCUUCAUGCCCUUCUUGAGUGGCUUCGAUUUGCCUGAACAGGAACAGUGCUUGAAGGAUUAUCGAUCGUAUUUUGGCUUGGAUGACAAAUCAGUUGAAGAGAUUGCUGCACAGCUGGGCACAUCUGUGGAAGACAUCAGGGGCUCCCUCAAGUGCUUGGAUUUCUGGUCCCUUGUAAAAGAUGACAGCAUAGCAGCAAAAAUCAUGAAGUGUGCUGAGUCUUUUUCUGCUGUGGAAGGAGGUCUUGGGUCUUCUGUCUUCCAGGGUUUGAAAGUCUACAUUCUACGGUUAAAAUUCCUUGACACAGUGGCUAAUGAUGCUAAGUGUCUCUUGAAAAUGAUAUGAACAGGAAAUAUUGCCUAGCUAAACAGUACAUGAAUUUCAGGGCUUGUGUGUCCAAGCUGGGAAUGGGGGUGUCCUUCCUCCAAACUCCCAGGCCGGCUCUUCCCUAAGAUGUUUGUCCAGUGAAGGAAGUCCAUUGCUAUCCUUUGGAAAUCACUGUUGUGCGUGAGUUGUUUUGUGACCAUAGCCUCUUUUCUCGGUCCGUGGUUUGUUAUGUUUGAUCUCCAGCAGUAACACAUCACCUGCUUUUAAUUAUUCUCUGUACUAAGACAGAAUCUGUUUCUGACCCAUUUAUACAAAAAAGGAGAAUAAAAGCAAAAAGAAAGCUCACAAAACAAAACAAAAGACAGUUUGUAAUAACAAGAUGAGGAGUAUGUAUUACCACUUCCCAAUUCUUUCUCAGUUAUCAUCUCAACGCCCUGUUCUCCAGCAUAAGGAUGCUCACAAAUAUGAGAAUACCACCAACGGCAUUGCAAAAUGUUCACCAUGGGAAAAUGCAGCAUGGCCAGGAGGUGGUGACAAGAUAAAGCAGUGACAUAGGAGAUGAAGGGACACUAGCCCACUCAAGCAUGUGGCUCUGACAGACAUUGUCCUUCUCUCUCAUUCCCUCUGCCUUGCUAAAAGUCAUUAGAUUACAUUCCUAAAGUUAGCCACCAAGGCCUGUUCCUUUAUUCGUUCACUUCCUCCUCCCUGGCUGUCUACGAGGGUCCAGGUAGCACAGUAUCGAAGUCCAGCAAUCAAGAGCCAGCUUUGACUCGCCUAAUUAACAUGCCCAAUUAAAAUUAAACACCUUGUUGUAACACAGGGUUUCCCGUUUCACUUUUAGAAACCACCAUUUGCCUAUGUGCCGCAUCUGUCUCUUCUCUCUCCUGAGACAGUCCUUUGUCCCUCUGGGACAGUUUCUCUUUCCCCUUCCCUGUGUCCCCUUCCCCUUCUCCCUUGUCCCCUAUCUCCCUUACGGCAGCAUCCUAGCCCAUUCCAACACAGGCCUCCCCUUUCUCUACUCUUAAAAAUUACAUCUGCAAGGUCAUUUUUUGCUGUUUUUUUGCCUGAGUCAGAAAGCAUCUACUUUUACUCUCUCCGCCC